Molecule: messenger RNA, 4893 nt
Organism: Conger conger (European conger)
Lineage: Eukaryota; Metazoa; Chordata; Actinopteri; Anguilliformes; Congridae
Product: regulator of G-protein signaling 3-like
Exons: 23
Coding region: 223-3237 (1004 amino acids)
Biological process (GO): signal transduction
Cellular component (GO): plasma membrane; nucleus
Molecular function (GO): protein binding
Source: RefSeq, a predicted model, not a curated record
AGGAGGAGUGGGGUCACGCCCCAGAGGAGGGGUGGGGUCACGCCCCAGAGGAGGAGGAGUGGGGUCACGCCCCAGAGGAGGAGGAGUGGGGUCACGCCCCAGAGGAGAGCUCAAGCUGUGCGGCCUCGCAGGAGGAGAAAGAUCCACCCCUCUGGAUUCCGAGGCAGAGGCCAGUUGAAACUAUCCGUCACUCCUGAGAAUGGACUCCUCAUCAUCCACAUCAUGGAGGCCAGGGGACUUAUGGGAAAAGAGUACAGAACGUGUGACGCUUACGUCAAGGUGGCUAUCAUCCCAGACAGUGAGAACAAGAAUCGGCAGAAAACGAAGACCGUUCCAGACUGCAGGAGUCCAGUCUUCCAUGAAACCUUUGUGUUUGCUGUUGCUACUGAGGACCAUCAGAAGAGGGUGCUGGUCACUGUGUGGAACCGCAACCGUGUGUCAAGGCAGAGCGAGUUCCUGGGCUGCAUGAGUUUUGGGGUGCGCUCUCUCAUCACCGCGGCGAAGGAAGUAACCGGCUGGUAUUACCUCCUGGGGGAAGACCUUGGCCGGACCAAGCACCUGAAAGUGGCCUCACGGCGCCUGAAACCUGCCUCCGAAGCCGUGCUGUCGAGCCAUGGUGCCGCGCUGGAGACCUCCAGCCCUGAGAACAUGCAGUGUUUAACGGUUACCAUCCUCAGGGGAAAGGAUGGCUAUGGCUUCACCAUUUGCUCUGACUGCCCCGUGAGGGUCCAGGCUGUCGACCCAGGUGGGCCCGCAGACCGGGCGGGGCUGCAGCAGUUGGAUACGGUCCUGCAGCUGAACGGUCAGCCCGUAGAGCAGUGGAAAUGUGUCGACCUCGCUCACGCCAUCAGAAACUGCGUGAGUGAGAUCACGGUGGUGGUGUGGCGCACGGUGCCGGUGGUAAAGCCGGGUUUCGAAGGCCUGAUUCACCGGCCGACAUACAAGCCCUCCGGCCACACCCUGCCGUCGCCCCCCUGUAAGAAGAGGGAGAAGACCCCGCCAGGUCCCAGACAGAGCCGGCGGCUGCUGGUGAACGGCACGGAUGGGGGCGGAGGAGGAGGAGGAGGAGGAGGAGGAGGCGGCGGAGGCGAUGGGGUGAGGGGUCCGCUUGGGAGCGAUCCGAGGGACGAGAGCAACUGCAAGGCCAGGACGCAGACGCUCCGGGGCACACGUGUGACAUCAUCAUCAGGGGACAACUACAUAAUCCUCGCCCCUAUCAACCCUGGCAGUCAGAUACUGCGGCCUGUUUACCAGGACAACCACGGAACUUUGGGGAGGCUCUACCACCCCCGUCCGCUCAGCGAGAUCCACCAGGACCCCAGCGCCCCUCAGAAAGGAGCCGGCACCCAGGGCCGGGCCGGCUUCCUGCGCCGCUCCGCCACCACCAAGCCCUCCAAAGAGACGCCCCCUGCUGGCUACCAGCAGAACUUCGCCAACUACCAGAACUGCACCGUGGUCCACUCCCAUCUCCCGCACUCAACCUACGGCACCUACGUGCAGCUGGCGCCCAAAAUCCUCAUAUUCCCUAUUUAUGUUCAGCCCCUGGACCUGUGCAGCCCGUCACGAACGCUGGUGCUGUCAGAAGAGAUGAUUCUACAUGAGAGCAAACAUCUGUCUGUCAAGGUGACGGUCUUCAUCUACACCGACCUGCUGCUGCUGACCCGCGAGGACGAGCCGGGCCGCUGCAACGUUCUGCAGAACCCGCUCUACCUGCACAAGCUCCGUCUGCAGGACGAUCCCACCGAAGAACUGAGGUUCAACAUCAUCCACAUGACCGAGCCCACUGACUGCGUCCUCAGUUUGGAGACUUAUUCCCUGGAUCAGAGGAGUCGAGUGUGCCAGUGUUUGAGCGACAACAUGGAGAAGAGGCAGCAGGAGCAAGACUCACCAGCCGCCUCUGAGCAGAUGCUGGAACCCAAGGCUCAGGGGCCGAGGGAGGCGGGGCCGCAGGUCUCGGGAUGCCCCGGGGCGGGGCAGGAGGAGGACGACCCCUUCCCCAGCAGCCCUUCUGAAGCCCCGGCCGCGGCCACCCCUGACCCACCGCCCCUGGACGAGGAGGCGCGGCCCCCAGCGACGGACAUCGAGAGGGCCCCUCCCCCGCUGGCGCCGUCCGACGAGGGUGAGGACCGCGGCAAGACCGCGGGCGGAGAGAGAGAGGAGGAGGAGGAGGAGGGGCGCUCCAACAUGGCCGCCCUGCCGUCCUCGUCCUCCUCCUUCGUCAUCCCCGAGCUGCGCCUGGACCGCUCCUUCAGCACGGAGGACGGCCUCUCCUCGCAGGCCACCGACGAGGAGGUGGAGGUGGAGGAGGAAGAGGAGGAGGAGGAGGAAGAGGAGGAGGACAGCGACGAGCAGUGCCUGGAGGGCGGCGGCGGGCGGGCGGAGGCCACGCCCUGCGAGAGGCACGGGGGCGGCCUGAGUGUGCAGAACUCCCUGCGCCGGAGAACGCACAGCGAGGGCAGCCUGCUCCAGGAGCCCCGGCCUGCCUGCUUCACCUCCGACAACGCCAUCAACUGCCUGGACCCCGACACGCCCCACACGGGCGGCUGGACGCUGCCCUCCCCCAAGACCCUCAAGAAGGAGCUCACCAAGAACGGGGGCUCCAUGCACCAGAUCUGCAUGCUGUUCUCCGGGAGGAAGCUGAGCGGUGGGUCAGAGUGCAGCUGUGAGGUGGGGCCCGAUGGCUCUAAGAAGAGAAACCCAAAGAGCCUGGCCAAAGACAUGAAGAACCGGCUGCCUUUCCUUCGGAGGAAGAACGAGGCUCCCGCGGGCGUCCCGGCUGGCAAGCUGGAUAAAGCCAUGAAGUCCGUCAAGCCCAGCCCGGAGGAGGCGCUGAAGUGGGGGGAGUCCCUGGACAAGCUGCUCGUCCACAAAUAUGGCCUGGCCGCCUUCAGGGCGUUCCUGCGCACAGAGUUCAGCGAAGAGAACCUGGAGUUUUGGCUGGCGUGCGAGGACUUCAAAAAGAUCAAGUCGCAGUCCAAGAUGGCCUCCAAGGCCAAGAAAAUCUUCUCGGAAUACAUCGCCAUCCAGUCCUGCAAGGAGGUGAACCUGGACUCUCACACGCGGGAGCACACCAAGGAGAGCCUGCAGAACGUGUCGCGCUCCUGCUUUGACCUCGCCCAGCGGAGGAUAUACGGACUCAUGGAGAAAGACUCGUACCCGCGAUUCCUGCGCUCCGAGCUCUACAUGGACCUGGUCAACCAGAAGAAGCCACAGUCCACAGCCUCUUCAGCCUCAUAGAGAUGGAGAGAGACGGAGGGAGGGAGAGAAAGAGGGAGGGAGGACGGGUUAGAGCUGUGGACCGGGCCAGGGAGGCGACUCCGAGAAGCUUCCGGGCUGAAGCCACUGCACUGGGGGGGGGGGGGGGGGGGGGCCGUGGCUGAGUGUGGGGGCAGAGACGGAGUUUCGUUUAAACGGGUGUGGUCACCGCUGAAUUCAUCCAGACGCGCUGGAGAGGAUGUACGCGCAGGACCUCACACCCCCUUUCCCUCGCCACUCAGAAGGCUAAGGUACGACACUGUCGUGUCACUGUCCCGGUCACGGCUAAAAGCAGUUUCACUGAAACGGGCGAUGCCAAGAUUCCUCCCCAAGAUCUUUGGACGAAAGACCGCUUACACCCCCCCCCCCCCCCGCCGCUGUCGUUCACUCACACACCCCCCACCCCCACCCCUCCCGACACGCCGUGACCCCCUCCCCCACCCGCCCAUCGCGGUUCUCUGCUGCUUCUGAUGCAUUCUUCUGAGGAACGCAACAGGAACAAAGGGCGCUGAGGGACACAGAUGGAAAAGAUGAAAGGGGGGGAAAUUGCCAGACCCCUGCACGGAAGCUCACCCACCCUUCCUACCCCCUCUCACCACCCCCCCACCCCCCCCCGUGCCGGGGGAGGAGGAGCGACUGCAGAGAGACCUCUCGCCUCUCUCCAAAGACUGUAAAAUGCUCGACAUGUCCCGUGCAGCCGAUAGAAGAUUGAUGGUAGUUAGAGCUGGACCGGACGAGGCCGUGACCUCGGGACAUUCAAGCAUUCCACUAAGAAGCUUCCAAGCUCGAGUUAUCUGAAUUUAACUUUUAAAAAGAUUAUUUUCUUGCCUAUUGUUUUCUUUAUGAAUGCUGUUGCAAAAAAAAAAAAACAACCUGCACUCCGUAGACAUGCAGUGGUACACUGUUAGGUGUUACACCCUUACUUAGACACAGAAUGAACUGCUUCACCUGGACAAAGGGUCGCCUACUUAGAACCUUAUUGCUGGACGCUUCAGUCAUUAAACUCUGAUAGACCAUCAUCCUCUUCCUUGGCCAUGAAACAGGUCCACUGUUAAAAGCUGUCCUAAUUUAAAGUGCAAUAUUUUUAUGGUAAGAUUCUUUUUCUUUUCUUUUUUUUCGACUUUCAGCUAGACAAUGAAUUGAGCUCUGUAUUAUUUUAUUUGUAAUUAUUGUAUAAAUUAUGCUGGAAGGUGUCAUUUCCUGUUGAAAUGCAAUGCAAAAUGAACACGGACGUGAGCGGAAGAUGGCUGUAAUUUUAGGUUUUUGUUUAUUUUCCCCCAGCAGCAGGCCGCUGGAGGUUUCGAGGAUGUAAAUAUAAUUCUUAAGAAAACUUUUUAAAAAAGGACAAAAAGAAAAUGCAAAGUCUGUAAUUAUUGUGACACGGCUGUACCUAUGUAAAUAUGAGAAGCUCAAAGCUAUAAGAUGUACAACAUGUAUUGUUUUAAGAGUGGCGGGCAGGCGACAGCCUGUCUACUCUACAGUCAUACACUGCUUGUAAGGGGUUUUAUUCAAUGCAUUUUUCCAUUUUCACUGUUUACAAUUCAAGGCAUCUCCUAAGACAGCAAGCAAAACGAAAACUUUAAGAAACACUUGGUGUCAUUUCAAAAGAUGAAUAAAACAUCCAACUAGAUCAAAAAA